Corapipo altera (White-ruffed manakin) is the source of this 1389-nucleotide messenger RNA. RefSeq names its product replication factor C subunit 4 (gene RFC4). NCBI's taxonomy places the organism in Eukaryota, Metazoa, Chordata, Aves, Passeriformes, Pipridae. Gene Ontology annotation, molecular function: DNA clamp loader activity; ATP binding; ATP hydrolysis activity. The transcript has 10 exons. The record is from RefSeq and is a predicted model, not a curated record. Bases 149 to 1276 code for a protein of 375 amino acids. Gene Ontology annotation, biological process: DNA-templated DNA replication; DNA repair. Gene Ontology annotation, cellular component: DNA replication factor C complex; nucleus.
AGAGGUAACGGGAAAGCACAAGGGAUUCGCUUUCGCUUCAGCUGAGCGCCAAUGACCCCCGAGCCCGCACACCGGGGGAAGCCGCGCUCACGGCGGCUGCGGGGGACGGGGCAGGGCUGAGCAACGACGCCCGUACAGCCGCAAAUGUAUGACCCAGGACAGGCCCGUGAAGGCCUCGGGCUCCUCUGGGUUUCAUUUCACUUCACUUGGUGGCACCUUCAGAGCCCGCAAGACGAACCUCGGCCGUCACGGCAGAGGCCGCUGCCUCAGGACCUCCCACCGGAAAGAGAAGCCCCUCCCCCGCUUGCUGUCUCGCCCCAAAAAUGUGGAUGAAGUCGCCUUCCAGGAUGAAGUUGUUGCUGUGCUGAAGAAGUCCCUGGAAGGUGCUGAUCUUCCCAAUCUGUUGUUCUAUGGCCCACCUGGAACUGGAAAGACUUCCACUAUUUUAGCAGCUGCUAGAGAACUCUUUGGGCCUGAAUUGUUCCGGCAAAGAGUCCUUGAGUUAAACGCUUCUGAUGAGCGCGGAAUUCAAGUGAUUCGGGAAAAAGUGAAGGCUUUUGCUCAGCUCACUGCAUCUGGGAGCCGUUCAGAUGGUAAAAUGUGUCCUCCUUUUAAAAUUGUGAUCCUGGAUGAAGCAGACUCAAUGACUUCAGCAGCCCAGGCAGCCUUAAGACGCACCAUGGAAAAAGAAUCUAAAACAACACGUUUCUGUCUUAUUUGUAACUACAUCAGCAGAAUAAUUGAACCUUUAACAUCUCGAUGCUCCAAAUUCCGCUUCAAGCCUUUGUCAGACAGUGUCCAACAGCAGCGGCUGCUGGACGUUUCUGAGAAGGAGCAUGUGAAGAUCAGUAAUGAGGCAGUGUCAUACCUUGUGAAAGUGUCAGAAGGAGAUUUAAGAAAAGCAAUUACUUUCCUUCAAAGUGCCACUCGCCUAAUGGGUGGGAAGGAGAUCACAGAGAAGAUAGUCACUGAAAUUGCUGGGGUCAUCCCUAAAGAGACAAUUGAUGAACUGCUCUUGGGUUGCCAGAGUGGUUCCUUUGAGAAACUGGAAACACUGGCAAAGAAUCUCAUCAAUGAGGGGUUUGCUGUUGCUCAGCUUGUAAACCAGCUGCACGACACGGUGGUGGAGAGUGAAGAUUUCAGUGACAAGCAGAAAUCUGUCAUAGUGGAGAAACUUGCGGAAGUGGACAAAUGCCUGGCAGAUGGUGCUGACGAAUUUUUGCAGCUGAUGAGUCUCUGUGCCCUUGUGAUGCAGCAGCUCACACAGAACACCUGACUCCUCCAGCAGCCCUUUGUUCCAGGGGUGGCUGCGGCUCUGAGACCAGAGACCCAUGAACUUUUGUACUGUUUUUGCAAUAAAAGGACUGCUUCAGCAGUUGGAAAAGCUCA